Hypanus sabinus (Atlantic stingray) is the source of this 1680-nucleotide messenger RNA. Its product is annotated as beta-1,3-galactosyltransferase 5-like. Lineage: Eukaryota; Metazoa; Chordata; Chondrichthyes; Myliobatiformes; Dasyatidae. The record is from RefSeq and is a predicted model, not a curated record. The transcript is spliced from 3 exons. Bases 46 to 1041 code for a protein of 331 amino acids. Gene Ontology annotation, cellular component: membrane. Gene Ontology annotation, molecular function: N-acetyl-beta-D-glucosaminide beta-(1,3)-galactosyltransferase activity.
ACGACGUGCGGCAGUGAGCAGCAAAACAGUCGAACGUUGAACGCCAUGGCUAACGAUGCAGACAGAAUUGGAGAUCCGGUAACCUCGACUACAGUUCUCUGUGGAUGUAAACGGAUAUCCGUCAGCUCGUUACGUGGCAACCGAUUCAUCAAGGCCGCUUUCCUCGUCUUCCUGAUCGUUUGUCUAUAUGCCUGGAGCAGUAAUUGGAGUCACAGCGGCGUUUCGUCCCGUUGUCCCUUCCGGCAGAAAGGCAUCCCCUUCUUGAUGCGGCCCGCCAGCCGCUGCGACGAAGGCGCCCCCUUCCUGGUCCUACUGGUCACCAGCUCCCCGGGUCAGUUCGAGGCUCGAUCGGUCAUCCGCCAGACCUGGGGGAGUGAGCGGUGGGUUGGCGGAGCCCGGGCAGUCACCUAUUUCGUGCUGGGACACGGGAGGCGUCAGCAGGAUUGGAUUCAAAGGGAGGGUGAUAUGCACCGGGACAUCAUCCAGGGUGAUUUCGAUGACACGUACUACAACCUGACCCUCAAGGUGCUGGUGGGUCUCGAGUGGCUCUGCUGCUACUGUCCCUCCGCCGCCUUCGUGAUGAAGACCGACUCCGACAUGUUUGUGAAUACCGACUACCUGCUGGAGCUCCUCUCCCGCGCCCCCCGCAGCAGCUUCGCCACCGGGGCCAUUUUCAGAAACUUCAAGCCUACACGCGUGAAAUGGAGCCGUUGGUACAUCAGCAAGGAGGAGUACCCUGGGGCAACCUACCCACCUUUCUGUUCCGGCACCGGCUACGUCAUGUCCACCGACGUGGCUUGCGGCGUGUGGAACCUCUCCGGGACCGCGCCGAUGUUCAAACUGGAGGACGUCUACGUGGGGCUGCGUCUCGCGGAGCUGAAGGUAAAUCCGGUGCCAAUCCACUCAAAGCCCGUGUUCUUCUACCACAAGGUACCGUAUUCUGCCAGCACCUACCGGCGUCUCGUCACCUCGCAUCACAUAACGAACUCGGAGAAGCUGCUCUACUGGCGAGGGGUUCAGGACUCGGACAGUAAGGAGUGACCUGGGGAGGCGUGACGGAAAAGGUUUUACAUAUUCUGCCCCUUUGAAGAGGGGGCGAGCUUACAUCUGCACGGUUGGUGGUGGGCAUUUGAGGGAAAGGAGUGAGAAUAGGUGACGGGAGAGGGCUUCACGGCGACGGUACGAAAGGAAGGGAGUGAGGGAUGUGUAUUGGAGAAUGCGGAGGCGCUGUGACCGGAAGUAUAACAAGAGGAAGGUGGACAAAGAGGUGUGAGCGCGGAGGUAAGCAUGCGGGCGGCGGUGCGACUGGGCUGGUCGUGAAAGAGAAGAGCUGGACAGCGGAAGGGAAACUAGGAGACAAUGAAAAAGUGAGAAAUGGGUGCAGGAAGAGCAAGUAUUAGAGAGCAGAAUGAGAAAAAGUAAUGGACAAGAGAGGGAAAACUGUUUGGAACCGUGACAAAUGCAGCUCUUAGAAUACAUUUGGAAAUGGAUUAGAAAUGAAUAGGUAGGGUGCUGAGCAUGUUUCAGAAACGUGGCGACGGUGGUGCUACAGCGGGAGGGCGGAGAAGUAGAAAUGGCGCGGUUGUGCAAGAAUCGGGAAAGUGAGUGACGGGGACAGAAAGCGAAAAUGGAAACCAGGUGAAAGGAGGCGGAUAUGAAGCAGGUCAAGAGGGAAGAGGA